GCGUGUGCGCACCCACGCUGUUCUAGAGAGCGGACAAUUCACCGGACCGUUAUUCAUAUUUCUAGACUACAAUCAUUUACCACCGACAUGGAGAAGAGCGAAAUUAACGGGCACGCAAUGGCCAACUCGGUCUCCACCGACAGAAUCUUGGAGAAGAGAGAAAAGAAAAGCUUUAAAGACAAGUUGUUGAUGUUUUUGAAUAUAAAUUUGUUAGUGAUAAUGACGGUGUCCGGGGUACUGGUUGGCGUAGGUCUUGGAAUGAUGGUCAGAAAUAUGAAUCUAACCCGGGCGCAAAUGACUUAUUUCGCCUUUCCCGGAGAGAUGCUUCUAAGGAUGCUGAAAAUGAUCAUCCUGCCCCUGGUUGUAUGCAGUCUCAUUUCAGGCGCUGCCAGUUUAGACACUCGCUCCUUAGGGAAGCUAGGGGGAAUUGCAGUUACCUACUUCUUGGUUACCACCCUUAUUGCAUCGGGAAUCGGUGUUUCUCUGGCGUUCAUAAUCAAACCCGGAGUCGGUGCAGGAGCUCUGAACACCAACAACCUGGGUUUGGAAAGUGUCACUAACAGCAAAGAAACGGCCGAUUCCUUUCUUGAUCUUGCAAGGAAUUUGUUUCCAGCUAACCUGGUGGCAGCGGCCUUCCGCUCCUAUGCAACCGAUUACAAGAUGGUCGCUGUGGGAAAUGACACCAAUGGAACCAUUCUCUACCAAAAGGUUCCCGUUGGCACAGACACGGAUGGAAUGAACAUCCUGGGUCUGGUCCUGUUUGCCAUGGUGUUUGGGGUGGCUCUCAGGAAGCUGGGAGAAGAGGGAGAGGAGCUCAUUCGCUUCUUCAAUGCCUUCAACGAGGCCACCAUGGUGCUGGUGUCCUGGAUCAUGUGGUACGUUCCCUUUGGCAUCAUGUUCCUGGUUGGCAGCAAGAUUGUGGAGAUGGACAAUGUAGUUCUUCUGGUGACCAGUCUAGGAAAGUACAUCUUUGCCUCCAUCUUGGGUCACGUCAUCCACGGGGGGAUUGUUUUGCCCCUCAUCUACUUUGGUUUCACCCGGCAAAACCCCUUCAGCUUCCUGUCUGGCCUCAUCACCCCCUUCACCACUGCCUUCGCCACCUGCUCCAGCUCUGCGACGCUGCCCUCCAUGAUGAAAUCUGUAGAGGAAAACAACGGCGUGGACAAGCGCAUCAGUCGCUUCAUCCUCCCCAUCGGAGCCACCGUCAACAUGGACGGAGCGGCCAUCUUCCAGUGUGUGGCGGCCGUCUUCAUCGCCCAGCUCAACAACCACGAGCUGAACGCGGGACAGAUCUUCACCAUCCUCGUGACGGCCACCGCGUCCAGCGUGGGCGCUGCAGGAAUCCCAGCAGGAGGCAUCAUCACCAUCGCCAUCAUCCUGGAGGCCAUCGGCUUGCCCACCAAUGACCUGUCUCUCAUGCUCGCUGUCGACUGGAUUGUGGACCGUACCACCACCGUGGUGAACGUAGAGGGGGAUGCUCUGGGUGCCGGCAUCCUCCACCACAUCAACCAGCAGGAGAUGAAGAAGCUUCAGCAGGACCCCCAGGAGCUGGCGGAGGUCCGGGUGGAGGCACAGGCCAACGCCCAGGAGGGAGAGGAGACCUCCCCGCUCGUCACACACGUCCCUGUGGACGUCAGACCAGGCACGUCCACCCCGGAGGCCGUCGAGUCUUUCCUGUGAACCGUCAACAUAGGGAGUCAGGUGGCUAAACGGUGAGGGAGUCGGGCUAGUAAUCAGAAGGUCGCC
Messenger RNA from Hypomesus transpacificus, 1746 nucleotides. RefSeq names its product solute carrier family 1 member 4 (gene slc1a4). Lineage: Eukaryota; Metazoa; Chordata; Actinopteri; Osmeriformes; Osmeridae. Gene Ontology annotation, biological process: L-glutamate transmembrane transport; L-serine transport. The record is from RefSeq and is a predicted model, not a curated record. Gene Ontology annotation, molecular function: L-aspartate transmembrane transporter activity; L-alanine transmembrane transporter activity; symporter activity. Bases 88 to 1680 code for a protein of 530 amino acids. Gene Ontology annotation, cellular component: plasma membrane. The transcript is spliced from 8 exons.